Xyrichtys novacula (pearly razorfish) is the source of this 10662-nucleotide messenger RNA. The record is from the annotation of a GenBank genome assembly. Lineage: Eukaryota; Metazoa; Chordata; Actinopteri; Labriformes; Labridae.
CUCUUUAGGCGUGUCUGACUCAAAGUGGCAGAUUUCACUUCUGUGUCUCUGCUGCUGGUUCAAAUGACCGUCAAACUUCGAGUAGUGGAUUUACCCCACAGAGAUGAGUUUCUACAGCGAUGUUUCCACUGAGGACAUUAGCGACGAGUUGGAGACUCUGGGGUGAGGGUUUCUAUCUUAUUAACAGAAAAAUGUGAAACCUUGUCAUACCUUACCUUUCACUUGUUGCGGAAAAUGCAAAAUGAUGUAAUUUAUAAUACUACCGCUCAUUCCCAAGCGUAUAUAACUUAAAUUACGUUUAAUAUGAUUAUUAACGAAACUGUAUGCUAUCUGGGCAAAAUCGGCAUUAUUUAACCACCUAUUACGUUGAUUUUUCUCUUCCAAAAGUAGCCUAAAGUCUUCACACCUGACACUUUUUAAGGGGCAUUUCUAGAGAGGAUGUUUAUAGAACAGGAGCAUGAUAUCAGAAUAGAUUUAUUGUUUUGUGAAUAUGCACAAAAGCGUUAGUCAAAGUUUUAUUGUGUAAUGUCACUGACAGACAGUUAUAAAAGUUCCUUAUCUGAAACACACAGGGCUCGCUGUGUUUAAAGUUUUAGGAGAAUAAAAUACUUAUUUUAAAGAAUUCACCUGAAUCAGAUGUUAGAAUAAUUCAAGUAUAAAUGCACAACCUAAUCCCACUUUAGUUAUUUUUGAUUAAACAGUUGGGGAAAAAAAAAAUAAAUAAACACCAGAUUUGCCUUUUACUUCAACAUAUCAAUGUAUUAAUUGAGUAACUUCUUGGGAAAAGUGUUUUUUGUGGUAUUUUCUUUAUGGUUUGGGCUUCGCGCAUCAUUUUAAAAAAAAUAUUCACUCUUGGCAAAUGUGAAUGCAAAUUACAGACUUUCACAUCCCUUUACUAGUUUCCUUUGCAUCUGUUCUACUGUCUGAGGUUUCUACUUUAAAUAGUGAGAAUGAUUCUGAACAUGACUUUUUAGUAGCAUGAAUGAUUUUGUGAUUGUUUUCUUUCACAGUGUGGUAUUCACAGUAUUUAAUAAAGUUUUACUUUUAGUGAUACUUUCAGAAAACACCGUCCGGUGCAAUUUGGACAUGUCAUCACUAACCAAGUCUCUAAGGAGGGCAAAAGCAGGCAGAUCACAAUCCUCCAUGCAGACUCCCAUCAGCAGUGAUGUAAAGAUAAUCCAUGUAUCUCUACAAACAGAUAUCUGCAUGCAAAUAGAGCUGACAAGCUGAGCAAGAUCAGACAUUUACAGCUGAGAGACAAAUCUACUCCAUCAGAGGGGAAUUUUUCAGACUGCCUGUGGUCUGUUCAAUGGUCCUUUUUGUUGGGAAGGUUUCUUACUAAGUAAAACAACCCAGAAGUGUUUGAGUGUUGUCCACGAUAAGAGCUGUUCAAAUACUCAGAAUGAUAAGCAAAGGAGCUUUGUCGUUUCCUUUUUACCACCUUCAGCAAAGGAUACACUGGACCAUCCUUUAGGAAAGGGGAGAAUGAAAUGACCCAUUUUAACCACCGCAGAGAUGAGGGGCUCUAUUUUCGUGUACGCCCGUGAGGCGACGGAGGUUGGUGGAGCCCGCGCAGUGGUAUUUUCGUCUGGCGGAGCCCGGCGUACAGCCACUUUGGUAUUUUCGUGGGCUGAGGCGCUCAGAGGCGAACCGAGAUCCGCCAAGCUGGGCAUGGUGGCGUGGCAGGGGGAGGUGUCGACAGAAUCAGCUCAGUGACAUUUUCGUGCUCGCCAGUGGCAUGUAAAGUGCGCUGAAAGCUCGCCGAUUCAAACCUGGUCAGCUUUCAGCGCAGGCGGAGCACAGCUGGUCUAGUAGUAUUUUGGUAGACCGGCGGCGUAUCGGCAUAUGUCACCGAUGCCUCACCGGCAGGUUUCCACAGUGUCAGGCACAUUUCAGUGCAAUAAAUGAUCAUCAACAACUAUUAAUCUGAGUCAGCACAUACAUUUAGAUCUAUAUCGAUAAACCCACUCCAUGCCCUCUCUCCUCCCUCGCUAUGACUUACGCCGCUGGGAGGAGCUGAGUUAGGGAGGGGGGAUACUUAUGUCGGGCUGCGCCGCUCACCAAAAUACCAAAUUGUACCUGGGAACGCCUUGUCAGCGCGGCAGACCUGACUUACGCCGCGCCUCCAGCACGUCUCCGGCGAGGCACGAAAAUAGAGUAAAAUACUUUUGCUGUGGUAAUGGAGGAUUGUAAUUUGCUGUUCAGAGAGCCACAUUAUUUAUGAGCUUGUAGUGAGACAAAACUAGUGGAGACUAAUUGGUGAUAGUUUACAUGGGUUCGGAGAUGACCCUCAGCUGGGUUGGACCUCAUCUAGGCAACCCUGCUGGAGUCAAUCAGUCCUCAGUCAACGUAUCCUACAGCCACUGAGCUGCCUUUUCGGCCUUGUCACUGCAGCCCUUUUAUACCAAUGAUUUUCUAAGUGACCGGUUACUAUUGCUUAUUUCCUGCAGGUGGUACCACUAUGAUCUGUCCCGUCACGCUGCAGAGGCUCUUCUCUUGUCUAACGGGAGUGAUGGAAGUUACCUCCUCAGAAACAGUAAUGAAGGUCCGAGUUGUUUCGCCCUGUCUGUCAGGUCAGUCUGCCAGAAACAUGAAUAAACUUAAAACCAAUGGGUCAGUGUCUUCCUAUGUUCUGUCAUUCAACUGGAAAAGCUUUAAGUGGUUCUCUGUUUACGCUGAUGACUUACAAAGUUCAUGUUGUUUCAUACAGGGCGAAGGACUCGGUCAAGCAUUUUCACGUGACACGCAGAGACAACACGUAUGUAUUCGGCUUCAAUGAGUUUGCAACACUUCAGGACUUUGUCAGCCACUUUGCAAACCAACCUCUGCUGGGCAGUGACACAGGUACUGACAGCAUGCAGCUCUGCCAGGUGGUCCUGAAGUUUAACGCUUUAAUGGCAAAGAUGACUUUUGUUUACCUGUUACAGUUACACCAGAAUUCAUUCGGUUCAAGUGGAAGUUAAGUCAUCAGUCUGUGAGAAACCAAAAUAUAUAUGCCAGGGUGGAACGCAGAGACAUAAAACAGUUUAAUUUCGAUCAGCUAGACUCAAGGUUUCCCUUAUUUGCACAUAUGUAGUCUGAGUAGAGUCUGAAUGGAGAGCAAAAGCAGGAGGAACACAAUCCACCUUGAUGACAGCAGAAAUCUUACAAGAGUUUAUCCACCACUGUAAAGAAAUAAAUUCAGACAACCAUGCUGAUAUUGUCAUGCAUUUGUGCAGUGUAUGGUUUGCAGACAUUUCUAGACAGACUAACUUUGCUAUUCUUUUAAUCCUCACACUUGGUCACCGCUCAAGUUGCUGUUUACACUGUAAGCUGUGCAGCAUGUGGAAAAGGAAGUCUUGGCUGCGAGUUGAUUAUUAACCAACUUCAGGCUUCAGUGGAAAACCUGGAAAGUUCAUUCUUAUUCCCAGAGGCCAUAUUAUUUUUUACUGUCAAAUGGUGGCCAACUAUUUCUGAGAUAAAGUUUUGAUAAAGAUGGUGAUAAUUAACCUCUGAGGUUUUUCAUGUUACUCAUUAGUACUGCUGCCUUUGCAGAUGCUCCAAAACCCUGAAAACUUCCUCAGUUUCCUUGUUGUGCAAAUUUAAAGAAAGGAAUUUAAAGGCAAGACAAGGUUAUUGCUGCAGCACAUCCAUAGUGCAGCAGCAUAAAGUUAGAGUGCAGAAUGGUUUAAUAACCUACUUUAUUUCAGCAAUCUAAUAAAAGCAGCUGUAAACAAGUGAGUCUUUAACCUGGAUUUAAAGAAAUGGGAGACGGUCAGCAGAUGGGGCGUUUUCUGCAAGUAUGUUCAGAUAUUUGGAACAUAAAAAGUGAGCACUGCCAUCUGUGUUUGGCUCUGACCCUGUGGACAGGAAGUAGACCUGCACCAGGUGAUCUGAGCGGUCUGGAUUAAUUAAACUGAACUAGAAAACUGCAGAUGUAUUUUGGGAAUAAUUAUUCAGCACGUUGUCAGCCAGUGAUAAUAUCUUAACAUCUAUUUUUUACAGACAGGGAGCGAGUGUAAAGACCUCAGAACAUGAUUAAUGUUAUCCACUUUCUUGGUGUAAACUUUUAUCAUACUUCUUGAUGAUAUUUGAUGCACAGAGCAAACAGGACAUGUAAACAUGAACAGAACAUAUAAACACUCCCUGCCAUCAUAUAAUUAUGUCUGUUUGUGUGGUAUGAUAUAUUUAUUUUCUCUCAUUUGAUCCUGUGAUUCAGGAACCCUAAUCGUGCUGAAGUGUCCCUACCCAUGGCGAGUGGAGGAGCCGUCCAUCUAUGAGUCAGUGCGAGUUCACACAGCGAUACAGACGGGUCGCACAGAAAAUGACCUUGUGCCGACUGCACCAUCGGUAAGACACCUACUCUGCAGAUAUGUCAGCAGCUGCAACUGAAAUGCUUAAAAGUACCAUUGAGUGGCAGAACAAGCCAAAAAAGUGCUGAACUUUUAAGUAUGGAUGCAGUAAUACUUUAACUCUUAUUUCAACUAUUUGGCUUGUCUCCAAAGUACAUCAUUGUCAACUGAACUUUUAUUGAAUGAAAAAGGUACAGAGGCUGCAGCCGCUGCCAUGUCACUGUUUAUUUGUAGACUCUGGGCUCUAUUUUCUUGUCCACCAGUGAGGCGGCGGAGGGUGGCGGGCCCUGCGCAGUUGUAUUUUCGUCCGGCGGAGCCUGGCGUACAGCCAGUUUGGUAUUUUCGUGGACUGAGGCGCACCGAGGUCCGCCAAGCUAGGCAUGGUGGCAUGGCAGAGGGAGGUGUCGACAGAAUCAGCGGGCACAUUGACAUUUUCGUGCUCGCCAGUGGCGUAUAAAGUGCGCUGAAAGCUCGCCUAUUCAAACCUGGUCAGCUUUCAGCGCAGGCGGAGCGAAGCUGGUCUAGUGGUAUUUUGGUAGACCGGCGGCGUAUCGGCAUACGUCACUGAUGCCUCACCGGCAGGUUUCCACAGUGUCAGGCACAUUUCAGUGCAAUAAAUAACCAUCAACAACCAAUAUUCUGAGUGCGUUUGGCAUUUGGGCACACAACCUGACCGAAUCAACACAGCUGAAACCGCAUUAAAUUAAAUUAAAUAUCUAGUAAAUAGACACACAUGAUGAAGUUAACAAUAGAUGUAAUUCGUCUCCCUCCUUUUCUUUGUUCCUCUUCCUCUUAUUUCUCACACAGCUCGACAUGGACAUGUCUCUGUGUCCUCUCCCUGUCCUGUUGCAGCUGCUGCUGUGGCGGCUGAACAGAUGAUUUAUUUUAGUGAUCAGAUGAGUUAUUUACUUUAAGCCUACAUACAAAUAUUAUGAUAUUCAGUUGUGUGAGCCAAAUUUAUUUUAUAUGCCAUCAUCUGUGAAAGAAAGAGCCAGGCCACGGAGCGCAAUGCAUCAUUACGCACAGAUGGUUCCGAUUUUAAUGCCAUUUUUGGAGUUUAUGUUGUGAUCUGUGUGCACAACCCACCUUUGUCAUGUGAGGUUUGAAUAUAUGCAACUUUAUGUGAUUGUCUUUAUUUGUGGAAAAGGGUGUUUGUCUUACCAGUGGCUCCAACAUUACACACACCAAAUCUAUCAGUGCUCAUAUGAGAGAGUGUGGAGGACGCCCAAUACAGCGCUUACAGUGACACUUGUUGAGGAGCUGCCUUCUGUCGCCAUAGUGUGCCAUUGCUGUCUUCACACAUCUCUUGAUCUCUUUGACUACUUCACUAAAAUUGGAAUAAUUGGAAAAAUUGGGGGAUUUAAAGGCAAGGAGAGGAGCUUAUGUGAUCGGUGAAAACAGGUCUCAGCUGUGUUAAACCCACUCCACGCCCUCUCUCCUCCCUCGCUAAGACUUACGCCGCUGGGAGGAGCUGAGUUAGGGAGGGGGAUACUUACACCGGGCUGCACCGCUCACCAAAAUACCAAAUUGUACCUGGGAACGCCUUGUCGGCGCGGCGGACCUCAUUUACGCCGCGCAUGCGCCGCAUCGCCGGCAAGGCACGAAAAAAGAGCCCUCUGACUUUAAAGCUCAAUGUUGGUGCAGUAUUUGUUGAUGUGAGACUGAUUUUAGUAAACUAGAAUUAGUCUGUAAAGUUAACAUAAAGUGUGUUUUUCCAGCUGGGCACAAAAGAGGGGUAUCUGGUGAAACAGGGAGCGAUUGUGAAGGUAAGAGAGGAGUGUUCAUCUUUGAUUUUCGUUUAAGUUUAUGAACAUCAGGUCCAGUGUUUAAACUCUAAAUUAAAACACUUUUCAAACUUUAAUUUUCAGAGCUGGAAGCAGAGAUGGUUUACGCUUAACAGAUAUGAACUCAAAUACUUUAAAGACAAAAUGGUGAGUCAGUUUCAGGACUUCAUUCUGGUUUUCUUUUAUUGAGUUAGAGACCCUGAGCCGUUGUGACAGCUUUCAGCUUCUCAUCAGAUGAUCAUUCGUGGCUGUAAGAUUGCACUGUGUAAGCUGGGAAGCGUCUCUGUUUCAGUGUGAGGAGCCCAUCCGAACCCUGGACCUGAAAGCCUGCUCUGCUGUCCAGUUUGACUACUCACAGGACAGAGUCAACUGUUUCUGGUGAGAAAUAGUUAGAGAGCGCAUUAUAGUAGAUUUAGACGGCGGUGGACGGGUGAGGGUGAAUAUUAUCACGACUGCGAGAUCAAACACAGGUCUUUUGUGAUAAAUGUGUAUAGUUUUUACAUGGGUUUUCAACAAAAACAAUUUUAAAUUUUGAUACAUUGAAAUUAUACAUUUAAUCAAUCAAAAAAAUCUGUUUGGGCCUGGAAGGAAUGUGCAGCUUUUGCUUACACUAAACCUGCACAAAUAAGAAGAAAGGAUAUCAUCUAAUGCACUGAGUGCAUGCAAAGGGUUGCAUGUGCAACAAACUUUCUGCGGAGCCUAAAGCAUCACUGUGGUCCUGUGUUUGCAUGUAUUUAAAUAAGGUGUUAUGCAUUCAUCUGGGGCAAAGCAGACUCCUUUUCAGUCCAAAUGAGCCUUCAGUACAAAACAGUUGUAGCCACACACACCCACACAAACAGCCAUGCACAGUUCAAGGGAUAUUUUUUCUCCCUGCUGAAACUUGGUGAUGACUGUAUGGAGGAAUUCAAAGUGAAGUUAUGUACAAACUUUUCAGUGCUGAAAAAAAACACUCAAGGAAGUAAGCUCAAUAUAUUCCAGGAAAUUUUUGUCACAUCUGUCAUGAAAAACUAGUAAGACAUGUCCCCGCUCCGUUCUGCUCACCGUCUGUGUGUGGACAGAUGUGAGCUGCUUGAGAAUGAGAGGCAUGAUCAAGUUUUACUCAGCAGUGAGAAGAUGCUUACAGCUCAUCUCCACAAUCAGACACAACACAAAAGCAAACUGUGCAAUUCACAGCUAUGUGGAGAGUUUUUUUUUUUUUUUUUUUUUUUACGAGUGCAUGGAGUCAAAACAGCAUUAUGCAAGCAAUGGUCCUCUGCAGACUGUAAAAAGGAAAUAUUAGGAUUUCAUUAAAGAAUAGGUAGCAUUGAUUUGUCCCUUGUCUUCUGUUUAAGUAUUAUCGGGACAAACAACAGAAUAGCUAAUAACAACAGAGUUUCCUGUGUGUUACAUGUUAGAAAUCAGGACGCACUGAACAAAAAAAGCAAACUGUGCAAUUCACAGCUAUGUGGAGAGUUUUUUUUUUUUCAAAUCUUUCACAACACUGCAGUGGGUGUUUGGCAUGUGUGUACUUCCCCACUGCAAUGAAACGUGACUUUUGUGAUUUGUGAUAAAGGAGAAGUCAGAUUGGUGAAACAGAAGAAGGAAACAGGAGGGUGAGAAGUUUCCGUGGCUUAAAAGAGGUCACAGCCACCAACGAGCUGAAAACUUUCACACACUAGGCUGUAAUCAUGUUUGUUUCUGAUUUUAAAGUAGGCAUUUCAACAUGUGGUCUUUUGCAGCAAGCUUCAUGUUAACUCUGCAUUUGAAUUUUUGCACUUCUUUACUGUCUUCAUGUUUUGACUCCAGAAGUUGUUGUGUGGUUACAGCCCACGUUGAAUGCCCUUGAUUCUGUCAAGGGUUUAGUGCCUGAAAUGUAGCUGGUGUGUAAAAUACAAGCAAUUUUCAGUCAUCUUGCUUUUUGUUUUGAUUUGUAUUUGACCUAAAGUGACCUUUUUUUAAUGGAGAGAAUCUAUGAUAUGGACUUGUCCUCAGAGACUUCACUCAUUGGUUCCUGGAGAGGCUUUUUGAAGUCUUUCAGUGGUGGAUGCAUUAUUGCAAAUGCUGCCAAUGCAAACUUGCCCCAGUUCCCUGUCUAUCUGAAAGAGCUGAGACCAAAGCCAGGCCACCUGGAAAACAGCUGAAGUGCAUUGACUCAGUCAACUCAAUCAAGCCCCCAACUAAGAUAAGAUGUUCCUUUAAUAGUCCCACAGGGGGAAAUUAUGCAAAUGUAUGUAUAAGCCUAAACCUCAGAAGAAUAAGAAUGGCUCUGUCAUUUUUUAAGGUUAUUUGUGACUUUUCAGACGUUUAUUGUACCAGUUAGGACAGUGGACAGAGCAGAAGGUAUACCGGAGCUUGUGGACUGCUAGGCUGGCCACAUCCAAACGCUGAGUCAUUUCAAAGAGGAAUCACCACUCGAGUGUGUGUAAAUCAUUGAUUGUACAAAGAAUUUAUAACGUCCAUGAUUUUUAUGGUGGAAAGAGUGUAAUGGCAGAAUUAAACAGUUGACUGCCAAAUCUACUAAAUCUGGAUUGUCGCCCUCUGCUGGCCAUCAUGGAGAAUUCAGGUUGAAGUCAUUUCUGCUCUGGCUCAUAUUUUAAACUAGCAGAUUGAGUCCUGCAGUGUUGAUGAUUUCUAAGAAGUUUUCUGGAGAGCGUUUCGAUGUUUUAUUUGUCAUUAACUGGAAAUGAAGCUAAAUACAGAAAAUCUUCUAGUGAUCCACAAUUUGAAAAUGUUUUAUUGACAGUUGCUGUAACUCUGUAAGACUUAAACACUAAAAGUGUUCUUAACUUAUUUUUCACAGGGCUGAGUCUUAGCGUACAGACACAGGGCUUAAAUUUUAAAGAAGUAGAUACUGAACUGCUCUGAAGAAGCCUUCCUCCUUCUGGUCCUCUAACUCUGGAUAUCUCUCUGCAUUCACAGUCUGGUGUUUCCUGAGCGGACGUUUUAUCUCUGUGCAAAGACAGGGGUGGAAGCAGACGAGUGGAUCAAGAUCCUGCAGUGGAAACUGGUGAGUUAGCAGCUGAGCACUACGCUGACAGGUCUGACUUAUUAACCACAAACUCAAAUAGCUGCUUUUCAGCGAACAGUGAAUCAAAGGAGGAAAAUGCUGUCUAUAAUAUGCUGCACAAGCAUUCUAGGACACUGAGGAAAUCAGCCUUGCGGAAGAUGACCUGGGAGGUUGGGGGAAUUUAUUGUUGCAACACUUAAUGAGUCAGAAAUCCUGACAGUGCAACACAUCUGAGUCCAUAUCUGAGGGGAUUUCUUUGAAAGACAUACAGACAUAUAUAAAAUGAGUCUUAAAGGCUCAUUUUCAGGUCCUGCAGGUUUUCCCUCCAUUCUUUAAUCUCCAUGUGUAGCUGUGAUAGGACUCUUUCAAAGGUCCAGGGGUUUUGUGUUUUGUUGAAUAUACCGUAUGUGAUGUUACACUCUCUCUGUCUCCAGUCACAGAUCAGGAAAGGUCGAUGACUGCUGUGUAUGAACCUGGAUUGAUGUCGUAGCAGAGGACAUGUGGACUGGAAGCGCAAUACAGAACUGUUUUAAGCUGAGGAAACGACUGCAGCAGGAAAAACACUGACACAUUUCUCUGAUAUGACUCCACUUAGUUUUAUGUCGUAUUUAUUAACACAGAGAUUUUGUUAUGUCAGCUUUGUUACAGCUGCUCACCGCAGUUCUAAGUACAUUCAACUCAAACUGUGAAGUAUCCACUCUCUGUUUUCCUCUUUUUUUUAAUGUAUUUCUGGCCGCAGGGGUGAAUUAAUCUGAAAUGCUAUAAAUUAAUGUCACUGAACCUCAUGUCUUGUCUUGUUCAUCAUUUAAAGCUCCUGUUAGGAACUUUUGGUGUUACAUUUGUUGCCCCCUGUGGACAAAACUGUCUUUGCUCAUGUUGUCCACCACUUUGGUAGUGAUUUUUGUCAAAACUCAAAAAAACCUCACCUUUUUAACUUGUGAGAGUCAUAUGUAUUUUCAGUUAUAAAUUUCUUAAAAAUUGCGGAAACUGGGCUGUUUCUUCAGCUGCAAGGCCAAUACUCCCUCACUCCAACUUUAGGCUUUUAACAUUUUUAUAUAAGAAUCUUUAAUCUUGUCCCAGAUUGUCUUCUUUGAUUUAAGAUAUCAUUAACAGGCAUUGAUAUGGAUCAACUCCCCAAAAGAUACUCCCUAUAGGAGCUUUAAUGUGUGCAAAGUUGACACCAGCUAACACCAGUUUAAUAGUCUGUGCAGUGAUUAUUGAAUAGUUUUAGCAUUUUGUUUAUGAGCGAUAUCUGCACAAAAACGAAUGCAGAAAAUUAGAAAACUAACCACCUUACACUCUAAUGACCCUACUUUGGCUGAGUCUAAACAACACAGUUCGCCUGCAGCUUUUACAGGUUCACCCAGCAAAGACAGGUGGGCCUGUACCACUGUGGUUUAUGCAUGUGGACUAACUAUCAAACUGUAACUGCUAAGUCACUUCAGUCUGCAAUGGCUGAUUUCUUUAUUUAUGUUCUUACAACUGACUGGCACCUGUGUAUGCAAACUGUGCAUAAAUUGUUCUAUUUCCUAUUAUUCCCAAAUAAAGUAAAUUUUAUUAA